AAGUGCUCGAGGUUGAAAGUGCAAGUAAAAUAAACGGAUUCAAGAAUGGAAAGAGUUUGAACAUGUUAUGAUCAUCGGAUCAUACGAGGGAAAACAACAUGUUGUCUACGAGCGCUGUCAAUUGAGAUUAAAUGACAAGAAAACUCGUCGAAUCAUGAAUGAGAUUGCAGAUAAUUUUGCGUGGAUUCGCCAGCUUGAAUGUCCACCAACAGCAUACAAUGAAUCAGUGAAGAAAAUAUUAUGCAAAGGAGUACUGGAGCUCCUCUGGGAGGACAUUUCCAAUUCUACGUUCCCUAUAGCUGAAGCACAUAAAAUAAGAAAGAAUAUUUUACUGUGCAAACUGAAGCAUGGAUUAACUGAUUCUGCAAUUUCAUCUGUGAGGAAUUUCAAUCAAUUGAAAGACAAAAAUAAUGCACUGAAGCAACAGAUAUCCACACUGGAAGAAGAAUAUGAAGAACAGGAUCAUAUUGUUAGGCAAAAAGUGCAACAAUUAAAGGACAUAAAGAGUAAGUGUUCGCUAAUUGGUAAGAGAAAGAAUUUGCUCAAACUAAAACACAGCGAAACCAGCAAGCAAGUGAAAGAUUGUGGUGACAUGAGACAAGUAUGUCUGCAUUUAAUGCCAAGUACUUCUAAGGAUAUAGAUCAACAGAGAUUAAGGGAGAAUUUGGAUAUAAUAGCAGAUCUGCGUCAUACAACCACAGAUAAGAAACAAAUAUGGGCGAAGGUAUCAAACUCUCUUAGUAAUAUUGAUGUACACACACUAUGGACACACUUGUAUCAAAUGCUAUCGCAAGAUUUGAACACAUUAACGAAAUUGGAAACCAAGAAUGACUUUGACAAUUCAAAUAUAAUAGGCGAAAGUAUAGAUAUUGGUAUUGCAAGAGCAUCUGGUCAAUAUAUAUGCAUGAUAUCAAAACGCAUGUUGUCUAAUGCUAAAAUUAAUAUGUACCAACAACGUUUGAUGGAAUUUAUAGAUUUAAUAGAGUCGUUAUCUCAUGAAAAUGUGAGCGCAUGGUUAGCUUUAAAGCUGGAGGUGAAAAAAUUAAAAGUCGAUCAAACAUAUUUGCAAAACGAAAUUCAGAAAUUGAGGAACAUUAUCCAGGAGAAUUCUUUGCUCAAUCUCGACAUAGCUCGAUUAACGGCUGACGUAGAGACAGUUGACGCACAGAUAGACAAAUAUAUAAAGGACAUUCAGCAAUCCAUAGCAAUUUUAAACUCUACGCCGACGCUCAUGUGUAAAGAAAAAGAGAAGCUACAAUACGAAUUGCAGAGAAUAGUAGUCUUACAGGCCGACAAUUAUGAUGCAAAUUGUGUGAAUAAUGCGUUGGAUAUCGAAUUGGACAUGUUUUACAAUAUCUUAGAUUUCAACGCUUUACGAAAAUUAAUAUUGAAGGGAGAUGUGGGACUGUACAGACACGCAGUCUGUGGUCUCGACAAAGCCUUUAUCAUGACCGUCAAUCCGCAAUACUCGAGGAUCAAGCCUUAUUUCCCAACAAUACAAAUACCAAUAUAUUCUCUCCUAGAAUGUUAUAAAAACGUGACUGCCAAUACAGUUUACACGAAGCUACACAAUUCCACUUCAACAGAGAUUGCGUGCACAGAUAAGUUAAUGUCGCCACGAGAAAAAUGUUAUUAUAAUAGUCUGGAAAUGCUGAACCUCACCAAAGUCGUUUGCGAUCAGACACAAGAAGAGAUCAAACACUUCAACGCAGUCCUAAGUGCUUGGACAAACCAAGACGUACAAAAAGCGAUGGCACUCGACGAAACGACCGUGGACGGCGUGUCUUUUAAGGAUUGGUUGCAACGUUACAACUUGUUAUUAUACAUGAUACACACACACAAAAAUAGUACACUUUAGUUUUUCGCCAUUCAUCUAUAUGAUAUUCAUGUGUUCGCAGAAUUCUUGUGUGUACAUAUAUUUUUUAAAAUAUUUUUUAUACAAAUCGUGCAAAGGUAAUAACUCAAAGUACACGGGCAUAGUAAAUAGACUUAUAUUUCUCGCAAAAAUACAUCACGUAAUACACGUUAACCAAUUUUGUGAUUAAUAAAUUUCAAUUACAGUACAACGUAAAAAUUAUCUCGAUGUAAGAGCACUUGGAAUUUUCAUAUCGCUGCUUAUCGAGAUUGGCGGCGCACGACCGUAAUUCGUUUUUGGCAUCUCAUCUCGGCGAGCUACUUGCAACAAAACAACUUCAAGUUCUCGGCCGAAUGAGUGAAAAAAAUUUAUUUGAUUGUCCACGUAUCUAUUGUACCAUACACGUGCAUUUAGCAUUUUCCAUCCAGCGAUCGUAUAUUAAAUAAUAUCUAACAAAAAAUCAGCCGUCAACGGCUUCAUGCUUUUAAGCUAAAAUUUUUUUAACAAAAUUUCGAAAUUUUGUUUUAUGUAGAUAACCUCUUGCGAAUGCUCACAUAUGGUACACGCAUCAAUUAUUGCAGAUACACACAUAACAGAUCACGGUCGAAGAGCUCGUUAUCAAUGCAACUCGAGUACAAUUUUUUUAAAAUCAUUUUUCUUCCAUUAUUAAUGGAAAAUGGCACCAAUAAACAUGUAAAAGUAUAUUCUUUUGUUAUUUGCGAGGGAUAAAAGAAUAGGUUAAGAACAUAUUUCAUUUGGAAACAAGCUCUUCAAUUACGGUUAUUGCAAUCUACAUUACUUGAAUCAGAAGACUCAAGAACAUUCAAACGAGAAGGGCAGUAAUCGGAACAAGGUCCCAAGAAGUCGAAAAUUCAAGACGGUCUCUUGAUUUUUCAUUUUCCUUAUGUACGUAAGCCGCAACUAUAAGGGUCAUGCACCCCAAUGUGCGAUUUUAUACAGCUUCUGCAUUAUAUGUGUAUGUGUAUACAUAUAUAUAUAUAUAUAUAUAUACAUAUACUAUAUA
Messenger RNA from Cyphomyrmex costatus, 2879 nucleotides. RefSeq lists its product as uncharacterized. NCBI's taxonomy places the organism in Eukaryota, Metazoa, Arthropoda, Insecta, Hymenoptera, Formicidae. The transcript has 9 exons. The coding region runs from base 68 to 1858 and encodes 596 amino acids. The record is from RefSeq and is a predicted model, not a curated record.